AAAGAAAUGUAUAUAAAGAACUAUGAAUAUUUUAUAUAAUCAUCAUUAACCUAAUGAAUUAUAUCAUUGUUUUUCUUAUUGUCUACUUUCUAAUGCUAGUAAAUGCUAUGGAUACAACACUUCCAUGGUCACCUUCAGAUAAUCUUCAAAGUGUUUUACCUUCUGCUCUUCCAUCUCCUUCUCCUAAGGCUUCUGGUGUUCAAGGAUUACUCGGUGAUUUUGGUAAAGCCAAACUUGGAUAUGAUGCCUAUAAAGUAGCUAAAACUCAAGUCGAACAUGCUAAAAGCGCAAUUCAUCAUUGAAUUCUCCGUGUUCCCCCCUCAUACUUCUGAGAAUCUAGAUGUACAUGUUGCACUAACAAUCAUUGCAUAACUUUUUUUUUUCUUAAAGAUUGGUAUCACAAAUAAAAC
This is a messenger RNA of Halteromyces radiatus, 410 nucleotides long. RefSeq lists its product as uncharacterized. NCBI's taxonomy places the organism in Eukaryota, Fungi, Mucoromycota, Mucoromycetes, Mucorales, Cunninghamellaceae. The record is from RefSeq and is a predicted model, not a curated record. Bases 54 to 302 code for a protein of 82 amino acids. The transcript has a single exon.